AUGCUUCUUCUGUUGCUGCUGCUACAAAGCAAGGACAACUUUCCUGGUAAAGCUAUUCAGAACCCCAAGGAACAGUGCAAGCGAUCUUCACUCAAGAAGGACUUGUUGAAGAAGAGCUCAAGAAAGGUAGCCAUUCACACGCUUCACCAGUUGAGCUCACACAAGCUCGAUUGGCAGCUCGAUCGAGUCCAGACUCUACCAGCUCGAUCGAGUCAGAUGCUUUAUGUUCCAACACCACCUGAUGAUGACACCUACCCCCUGAUCGCGGGAUCAGGUCUUCCCCUUUCCUAUCCCUGA
This is a messenger RNA of Microthlaspi erraticum, 297 nucleotides long. NCBI's taxonomy places the organism in Eukaryota, Viridiplantae, Streptophyta, Magnoliopsida, Brassicales, Brassicaceae. The record is from the annotation of a GenBank genome assembly.